This is a messenger RNA of Ostertagia ostertagi, 492 nucleotides long. The record is from the annotation of a GenBank genome assembly. NCBI's taxonomy places the organism in Eukaryota, Metazoa, Nematoda, Chromadorea, Rhabditida, Trichostrongylidae.
AUGCUGUACUGCUUUCACUCAGUCGCCGACGAGUUUGAAGAAGACGAGUUUUCUGGUAUGCUCGUAUCAGUGGAUCUGGACACCCGUGAAGUCUCCUGGAUAACGCUAGCCGAUGAGCGACUGAAGUCUUUCUUUGAUGACCCAAAUCACCCUGUCCGUCUUGUCCGAACGAUUCAUAGGAAUAACAGGGUUUGGAUGACGACGGAAAAAGCGCUUCGACAACUCGGCCAAGGUUUAUUUGAAGGAGGACAACAGGGGAUCACGGACACCAUGGUGCUGAUUGACGUCCGCGAAGACGGGAAUGCUCUGGUGCUCAAUGUCGAGAAACAUCUUGAAGGCCAUUUCCGUGAAGAUGGCGUGUCAUUUGCCGUGAUGAGUCAUUGUGGAGUACCGUCUCUACAGUCGAUAGCGAGAAGCACAGCGCUGAGAUACGUGGAAGGUCUUCGUCACAAUAAACAUCUGGCCAGAAUAAUUGGAUAUGGUCACUCCUGA